AUGUUAAAUAUUGUUAUCAAAGACUUAUUAUUACUUAUUAUUUUAAUAUGGACACUAGACCGUUCUGAUGUUGUUGAACGCACCUGCAAUUCAGUCUGGGAAAAGAUAUUUAAAGCGCAGGAUAAAUCAAAUCCAAGUGGGAACAGAUCAUUAACAGAAAAUGAGGAGAUGCACGAUGAAGUAAACGAUAGGUCAUGUUCGAAUAUAUCUAUCAGAUCCCGAGGAAGCAACAAUUGUGCAAAUAGACAGAACGAAGGCGGAUCUUCCAAUUCGCAUGUUGGCGAUACCCGCUAUUCUCCACCCUCCGAUAAUUAUAAUUAUUUGGUUCCUGAAGGUUAUAUUCAUCAUUCCAACGAAAAUACUGAUAAUUAUUCAAAAGACCAAGAUGUGAAUGUUCCAUCCAGAGAGAGACGUAGAAGCCAGAAUGCAGGAAGUUCUAAUGGACGAAAAUGUGACAACCCAUAUCGUCCACAUUCUGAGGAACUACCGUACGAACACCCUGAGGGACCACCUGACCAACAUUUCGAACGAACAGAUCACCAUUAUUCGGAGAACCCAUAUGGACAAAAUUCAGAAAUAGCAAAUUCUCAAAAUGUGCCUUAUGAUGAGAUCAAUCCAUUUAACAAUUGGCAUCGAAAUUAUGAUCAUAUACGAUAUGCACCUAUUGACGACGACGAUGACGUUAGUGAGGGCUCAACCUCUGAAGAAGAUAAUCUUUCAAAUUAUUCAUUCAAUUAUUCCCUGCCCCGUGGUCGUAGGAAUCUCUACCAAUAUAAAGUAGAGAGUAGACGGCACGGACCAUUUAGAACUGAUGAUUCUUCAGCGUACGAUGAUAGUUCUGAUACUCAUUCCUUAAGAGGAAAUAAAUAUGUAAUUCCUGAGCAUGAUAAUCAUAAUGCAUUCGGACGUCACGAUGGCAGGGAGGAUGAUUUGGCAUUCAUGGACCAGCACUACAGAUUUCCUUUAGAAAAGAGUCACUCUGCUCAUGGAAAUGGUGAAUAUGUUGUAAAUGAAAAAGACGGUAAAAAGUAUGAAAGUUAUGACUUAAGAAUAAAGCCCCAUAGUAAAAACACUUCCAGAGUUCAUAAGCGUAUAAAACGUUAUAUAAAGAAAUAUGAUGGAAAAGUUGUGAAGCAGUUACCCUUCCUUUCUACUGCUUUUUUCAUUGGAGGUAUCGUGUUUUCCUGCUUGUAUUAUGUAGCAAUACCAAUCAUAUGCAGUACUUUAUCCUUUAUAUUCACGUCCUACUAUAUUAAAAGAUUAAAAAUUAAAAGGAAAAAACAAAAACGAAUAAAACGUGAAUAUCUUAUGAACUUGUAG
Molecule: messenger RNA, 1320 nt
Organism: Plasmodium knowlesi strain H
Lineage: Eukaryota; Apicomplexa; Aconoidasida; Haemosporida; Plasmodiidae
Product: Plasmodium exported protein, unknown function
Exons: 2
Coding region: 1-1320 (439 amino acids)
Source: RefSeq, a predicted model, not a curated record